Messenger RNA from Microstroma glucosiphilum, 1687 nucleotides. RefSeq names its product aldehyde dehydrogenase. The record is from RefSeq and is a predicted model, not a curated record. Bases 149 to 1687 code for a protein of 512 amino acids. Gene Ontology annotation, molecular function: succinate-semialdehyde dehydrogenase (NAD+) activity. The transcript is spliced from 2 exons. Lineage: Eukaryota; Fungi; Basidiomycota; Exobasidiomycetes; Microstromatales; Microstromataceae.
CCGCAUUACCGCACGCCUCUUUGGGUCGCCGGUACCACACCUUAAACGUUACCCCGGGUCUCGUCACCUUCGCGCUUCUCCAUCCUGACCCUACCUUGCAAAUCGACCAAGUACCCGCUCUUCUGCCGUUGACGCUACCAUCGCCACCAUGUCGUCGAACAAGACCAGCCCAUUGACCGAGACCUCCUCGUUUCUCACGCUGCAGCCGGUGCCAGCCCUGAUCGGAGGCACGGUCCUGCUCGAGACUGGACGCACCUUCGAUGUCAUCCGACCAGACCGGGAGGCUGGUCCCAAGGUCCACUCAGUUGUGAGCUGUGGCCCGACAGAGGCGACCGCAGCAGUCGAUGCAGCAGCGGCAGCGCUGCCAGCCUGGAAGGCUACCUCUUACACUGAGCGCCGAAACAUCUUUCUCAAGGCUGCAGAGCUCCUGCGCCAACGCGCCGAGGAGUACACCAAGCUCACAGCAGAGGAGACUCCCUUGGACCUGGCUUUUGCUGGAUUCGAGAUCGGUGGCCUGGCCAUUCCUCAGCUUGAAGAGACUGCAGCUGUCAUUACACAAGCUCUCAAGGGGGAGUUUCCUCGCAUCGAUGCCUCCGGAAAGAGGGAGCUCAUCCAACGAGAGCCCUACGGUGUCGUACUAGGCAUCUCGCCCUGGAACGCACCUUUCCUGUUGGCCCUCCGAGCUAUCUUGAAUCCCCUAGCCGCUGGCAACACCUGCGUGCUCAAGACAUCUGAGCACUCCCCUCGGACCAACAUGGCUUGUGCUCAGCUUUUGUAUGAUGCUGGACUGCCCCGUGGCGCCCUGUCUGUCGUCCACUCUUCACCAGAAGACGUCGUCGAGGUGACGCGCACGCUGAUUCGACACCCGGCCGUUCGCAAGAUCAACUUCACGGGCUCAACGCGAGUGGGGCGUCUGAUUGCCGCGGAAGCGGCGCAGGUCCUCAAGCCUUGCGUUCUCGAGCUCGGAGGUAAGGCGCCACAGAUCGUCCUCGACGAUGCCAACAUUCCUUUGGCUGCGAACAAUGCCAUCGUCGGCGCUUUCAUGAAUGCGGGUCAGAUUUGCAUGGCGACCACCAUCGUCAUCAUCGAUGCUAAGGUCGAGAAGGAGUUCCUCGCUGAGGUCACAAAGAUCUUCCGGGAGAACCGCGAAGCUCUUCACUACUACGCAAAAGGUCCUUCCCAGCAGGUGCGAGCUCUCUUCUCUUCUGCGUCGGCAAAGAGGGCCAGUGAAAUUGUGGAUGACACUUUGAAGCAAGGCGCUCAGGUCCACGCCGGCGAACCCAAUGCUGUCAACGUUGAGAAGGCUCAGAUCCCUCCUAUGGUCAUUUCUGGAACAAAGCCCGACAUGAGGCUCUUCAUCGAGGAAGCCUUUGCCCCUCUACUUGCUGUGACCUCUUUCACAACCGAUGAUGAAGCCGUCAAGCUUGCCAACAGGACCUCUGCCGGCCUUGCUGCCUCGGUCUACGGAAGCAACGAGACAAGGGCCCUACAGGUGGCAAACCAAAUCGAGUCUGGCCAGGUACACAUUAACUCCAUCACUGUGCAUGAUCACCCAACCGUUCCCCACGGUGGUUGGAAGGAGAGUGGGUACGGCCGUUUCAAUGGCAUUGAAGGUAUCAAAGAGUUCACUCAGACGCGAACGAUCACCAUGACCCAGCCAUCAGCACUCCCGUUCUUCAUCUUGUAA